This is a messenger RNA of Amoebophrya sp. A120, 3330 nucleotides long. NCBI's taxonomy places the organism in Eukaryota, Dinophyceae, Syndiniales, Amoebophryaceae. The record is from the annotation of a GenBank genome assembly.
UGUUAAACCAAUCUCGACGUAUUGCGACAUGGUUUUUUAGCUCUUCUAUCUCGACGCAGAUUUUCACACUUCAUCAAGUCUUUUGCCCCGCAAGCAGGCCUUUAUUUGAUGCCCUUACUUCAACCGGGAAUGAAAAUUAUGCAAUGCGAUGGGCCGGCGCGAGACUUUUCAUCGAGGCUGCAGACGUCGUAGCUGGACCGAUAACUUGGUAGUUGCCGUCCUUCCAACAAUUUUAAAUCGCUUCAUCUGCUUCUCAGCGACAAGUACUGUGUACUUUUUUGAAGUGUGGAAGCUCCUGCGUUUUCUCACGCCCUACUCCUUUCCGCGCAGCGUCGUACCUCCAUCGGUGUACGCCUACAAGUAUCACCACACAGGACUCGAGGCCGACGGCUGGGGCGACGAGCAGGAUAGGAUUGAUCAACAACAGAUAUUACCUUCUUUGGACCACGCGACACCAGUUUGGACGAAAAGUUCAGUACAGGACGAGAACUCCGACGAGGAAGAUACGACUAGGAGUGCUUUCAUCAACGACAUGCCGCAGGGCGAAGAUAGUGGCCAACACGAGCAGCACCAGCUCCAGCUGGGAGAUGACGUUGCAGACUCCGCAGCUGAUGUAGCAGCAGACGGAUCGCAUACGAUGAAUGCCGAAUCAUUUCAACCAAGACCGCGUGCAUUUUCACGGUCUCCCGAGCGGGUAAGUAGUGGUGUAAGUAGCAGUUCAACGUCUGAUGAUCCCUCCAAAGAAAGUCAGGUCACCCUGUUCCAGUGGAACCUGCUCGCGACCGGCCUGCACCAGGAUGGGUUUGUGCGACCGGAUUUGUUUCCGGGCGAAAAAAUGCAACAGCACCUGGACGUGACCCGCAAAUACCGGGCCCUGAUGCAGGAACACAAUGUGGAUUUGGAACUGCUGAAGCAUGUGCAACCGUUGUGGAACAAAGCGCUCUUUGGGGAGGACAAGGAGAAGGACAACAAGAACUCCAGCGACGCCGCGACGAAAGAUGUUGUACAACUACCGGAGCAAGAGGAUCAUCGAGCUGAUUCUUGCGCGGCACUUGCAAAAAUCCUGACCGGCCCGGUAGCGGAGAAGCUGUUGUUGAAAAACGAGUUUAGUAAAAGGGACGAGCUCUUUUUCCUCCCGCUCGACGAUCUCCACAGGGACGAGGUCCGACCACGCUGGGAAAGCUUCGUCAAGUUCUUCACAGAGAACUUUAGCCUGAAGAGCGCGGACGUGGAGAAGGCAAUUACAAAAGUGUGGGACUACUACCUGCGUUCCAGCACGAAACUCGUAUCAUCUGCAGUCGUGACGUCGUCCGUGACUGCAACGAAGAUGAACAACCGUCCAGCGCCAGAUGAAGUAGAAGCCGGGAUAAUGGACGAGAAGGCACUGGCACAGAAAAAGCUGGAAUUGGAAAAGCUGUCGGCCGUAUCUCCUUCGGUCCGCACUGAUCCAAGCACCCGCGCCGAAACUACAAUGCGCGGAACGCUGCAGUCCGCCUCAUCUCCUGCGUCGUCCUCCGAUUCUAAUUCAGUGCCGAUUCGCGAGCGCGUGAACCCGAAGCUCCAGUUCAAUCCUUACGAGGUGUUUGCCCUCGGUGCGAAGUUCUGGCACCACGAAUUCUGCGAAACGGACUACGGAAGCGAGCUGCUGCAAAUGACGCGGAAGGCCUGGGCCAUCGAGAACGCGUUGAACAGCGAGGCGGCUAAAGCGAGAAGGCUGGGCGAAUUGGAAACCAUGAUUGCAACCAGUGCAGGAGCAUUUGCAGCCGCAAGUAGUACGGAAUCGUUGCCAAGCUUCCUCACACUGCAGGAGGUCGCGCCGAGCCAGUUCUUGCUGGUUGUGUCCAUGAAAAACCACGCGUAUCUCAAGCAGGGGGCACCAGCCACCAGCCCAGCCGACGAGAGCAGCACAACUGGUUCGGACCAGCAAACGACUGCAACUUUCGACGAGCUGCAGAAGAUUCUUCGAAGGUCGAAAGAGGAAGAAAAAGACGACAAAAUCUACAUCAAACGUCUGAACGAGGACCCCGUGCUGACCUCCCAGUUUUCCUACGUGCUUCGCCCGGUCGGCCCGACCGUGAUCGGCACCGCGCUGUUUGUCGACCCGAAAAGGUUCGAAGUCGUGAAGCGCGAACGGGUCAAGGACUUCGCGGUGAUUGCGACGGUGAGAACAAAGCGAAACCAAGGUGGUGGGACAGUUCCAGGAAAUAAAGUGCAAGAAGCUGCAGCGAAAAUACCCCCACCUAGCACCUUCGCUGUCGUUUCCGCGCACUUGGCUUCCGGCGUGUUGGAAACGGAUUUUGAAGACCGUGUGGAGCAGGUGGCGGAUCUGCUAGAGACCCUGAACCGGCCGGAGUACACAGCAAUCCCCGUGCUGCUCGGCAUGGACGGGAACUUCGAUCGCAAGGUGGACAUGAUCAAGGUCCGAAACGGCGACCACUUUGCGGGCUCCUGGGACGCUGCAUUUGCGGACUUCGAGCAGUGGGAAGACGUGUCCGUGGGGAAAAAACACGAAAAAUACCUCGUGUCGCGGAACCAGGAGGUGCAGGUGGAUUCCCUGAAGGCGGACAACGGAUUCGACGAGCACCCUGUCACCGUGAAUCGCUUGAGGGGCAUGUUCUCGUCGCAAGUGAAGAAGUGGGGCGACUACCAGCUGCGCAAUAUCGACUACGUCAUGGUCAGGAACCCGAAGAGAAGUGUAGAACUAGCAGAAGUAGAAGAGGACGCUGAUAAAAAAGCGAUAGUUGCCGCGCCUCCUGCAUUGUUCCUUCACAUACGCUCGGUGCUAAACUCCAAGAGUCUGCAGGCGUUUCCGAUCAAGAACACCUUGUUGAAAGCGGUGAACUUGGACGAUAUUCUCGAAGCCGACAAGGAAACGCCGCUUCUCGGCGGUAUGCUGCCAAAUGGCGAGAAUCCUUCCGACCACGCACCGGUCGCGGUGAGGUUCGAGAUGCAGUAUGGAGAAUCGUAGCUCGGAAUCGGAAUGGCCCUUCCUUACAGUAGCGCUCGCGUUGACCGAGCGUACCAGGCUUGUUGUCUAAGAAUGCAAUAUUGCGAAGAAGCAAAACUGAUUCACGAAGGAACGCGAACGCGGAUAUCCUCAAGCCUUUGUUUCGCAUCGAGUUUCAUUCGUUCGAUAAACAACGCAUUGAAUGCCAAAAGAUGAUAUGACUCAGACAAACUAAAUCAUAAGCAUGUACAACAACAUGAACAUGCUCGGCUGGAGCAUGUUCCCCUUACAUGCACUGUCGCCAGUCGGCAAGCUCCUCGUUUUUGCUGUGCAGCGCCAGGAUAAGUACGCGGUAGAAAUGUGGUAUCGGUUUUUCUCCGGGG